UGCCGUCUGAAAAGGUGUAAUUUUGGUUAUGGUGAGAGUACAUCAUCUUAUAUGAAAUUAUGAAUUAUGUCUGACGGGAAAACAGUACAAGAUCCAAAUUAUUGUAAAAACAACAGCUGAAAACUAGAAAUACGUAACAUACAUUAUUACAUGUAUAAUAAUGCGUGUCACUUGGGCUUGGGCACAACAAAUAUUAACACGACCUAAAUAUAUUACAUGUAAAUUAACGGAUACAUUUAACACCCUACUUCCCACAAAGAUGAAAAAUCGACCAUGUAAACAUUUCACAUAUCCGCAUAAUAAUACGGUAAUAAGUAACUAGUCAAGUAAACAUGAAAGCAGUGACGUAACAGUUGCAUCAUUGGCAGCGGGCGCGGCAGGGCGCUCUAACUCAAUUAGCACGACUUUCAUCUCAACUUUUAUAAGACCCGCAUUCGGAUAUACUUUCCCUCAGUUUUCAGCAGACUACAGUGUAACAAUGUUCAAAAUAGUACUAUUUGUCACGUUCUCUGUGCUGUGUGUGGUUAAUACGCAAAGUGAUGAAGGAUGCAAUCAUUCAAGAUCGUACACAAGAGUAAAACGAGGGAAAUAUUACAAUAGUCCUCCGUUAAGGUUCUACAAUCGACCGCCGUACACCAUCCCUAUAAAAGGGCCGUUCUCGUACACGCCACCUCCGUUUAUGAAGGACGAAGAACCACCGUACCCUGGCAGCAGACCUUACAAGGUUAGUAAACCUCGACCUACUAACGAUGGUUUAGCAGAUGAUGAUAUAAAUAAUCUAGUGAAACACUUAUCUAAACAAGACUUGGAUAAAAUAAUCGAAUUUGCUUCGGGCAAAAACCAAGUUGUGGAUUACGAACACAGUCGACCGUAUAAAAGAGAAAACUCAAAUAGAACUCCUUAUACUAAGGAGUUUUAUAGGGGAAACGACGAUAGUAAAUAUCGAGAAGAAAAACCUUAUGAAUCAGAGUUCAAGAAAUAUGUAAAUUAUGUGACUGAAUCCACUCCAAUGAAGUAUGCACCACAAGCUGAUAGCCCAUAUCCAACCGAUACAGAACCGAAUCAAGUGAGUUUUUAUGGACCGCAAAACGUCGAACCUCCGUCGUACACUUCUGAAUAUGACUCACCCCCACCAGAUUUCAGACCACAGGAUAAACCAUAUAAAAUUUCUCCAUCUGAAAGUAGUCCACCAACGCCAUACAAACCAUUUUUCCCAAAAGCCGAAUCUAGUCAAUUUCAAGUUUAUGGACCACAGAACGGGCUUGGAGCUAGCAACGAAGAAAGUCUCAUUAACCAGAAUAUUGGAAACCCUCAAGCUUAUUCCGGAACCAGUGAUCCAUCUCAUCAUGAGAUGACUGAAGAAGAAAAGCUUCCUCCACCUAUAAACAUGAGAGAAAUAGAUUUUGAUGUAUCGUACACCAAUAAUGUUCCCACCGUUGUUAAAGCUGAUUCUUCUUCGUACCAAGUGGAGAGUUUUGGCGAUCUCCCGCUGAUGAACUAUAACUCUAAGUUACAUUCAGUCAGUUCGUAUCACGUGCCACAUUAUACUGUAAGUAUUCGGAUGUUUUAGGCGUUAAAUGUCACUAUGAGUUUAUUAAAGGUAUAAUUGUUCAAAAAGUCAACUUCUCAACAAGUGUUUAAUUUGAUCAACUUACUUUAUAGUUUUGUAUACAUUUAAACAACCAGAAAACGAGCAAUACUUUCUUUUAAAACAUAGGCUAAUUGGACACAACAUAAAGCUACAAAUUCGCCAU
Helicoverpa zea (corn earworm) is the source of this 1754-nucleotide messenger RNA. Its product is annotated as early nodulin-75-like. Bases 479 to 1570 code for a protein of 363 amino acids. Lineage: Eukaryota; Metazoa; Arthropoda; Insecta; Lepidoptera; Noctuidae. The record is from RefSeq and is a predicted model, not a curated record. The transcript has a single exon.